This is a messenger RNA of Haliotis rufescens (red abalone), 651 nucleotides long. RefSeq lists its product as uncharacterized. NCBI's taxonomy places the organism in Eukaryota, Metazoa, Mollusca, Gastropoda, Lepetellida, Haliotidae. The transcript has a single exon. The record is from RefSeq and is a predicted model, not a curated record. Bases 1 to 651 code for a protein of 216 amino acids.
AUGUCGAGACAGAACCACCAUGCCCAAACAGAACCACAAUGUCCAGACAGAACCAACAUGCCCAAACAGAACCACUAUGUCCAGAACAGAACCACCAUGUCAAGACACAAUGACGAGACAGAACCACCAUGCCAAGAACAGAACCACCAUGCCCAGAACAGAACCACCAUUAUCAGACAGAACAGCAUGUCCAGACAGACACACCACGCCCAGAACAGAGCCACCAUGUCCAGACAGAACCACCAUGAUCAGACAGAACCACCAUGUCGAGACAGAACCACCAUGCCCAAACAGAACCACAAUGUCCAGACAGAACCACCAUGUCCAGACAGAACAGCAUGUAUAGACAGAACCACAAUGUCCAGACAGAACCACCAUAUCCAUACUGAACCACCAUGUCCAGACAGAACCACCACGCCCAGAACAGAACCACCACGUCCAGAACAGAACCACCAUGUCCAGACAGAACCUGCCUGUCCAGACAGAACCACCAUGUCCAGAACAGAACCACCACGCCGAGAACAGAACCACCAUGUCCAGACAGAACCUGCAUGUCCAGACAGAGCCACCAUGUCCAGACAGACCCACCACGCCCAGAACAGAGCCACUAUGCCCAGAGAGAACCACCAUGUCCAGACAGAACCACCAUGA